AUGCCCGAGUCCGUCGACCCCCGGAUGACAAGCAUCAAGCCCCGCAUCCGCUACAACACCAUCGGAGGCAUUAACGGACCGCUGGUCGUCCUCGACAAUGUCAAAUUCCCCCGUUACAACGAGAUUGUCUCGCUCACACUGCCCGAUGGCACGGAGCGUUCAGGUCAAGUGUUGGAAGCUAGAGGCAACCGAGCCAUUGUACAGGUGUUCGAGGGUACUUCAGGUGUUGACGUGAAGAAGACCAAAGUCGAGUUCACCGGUCAUAGCUUGAAGCUUGGUGUGUCUGAGGACAUGCUGGGUCGUGUGUUCGAUGGUUCAGGACGUGCUAUCGACAAGGGUCCCAAAGUGCUUGCGGAAGACUACCUGGAUAUUAAUGGCCAGCCCAUUAACCCCUACUCCCGGGUCUACCCGGAGGAGAUGAUCUCUACUGGUAUCUCUGCCAUCGACACUAUGAACUCUAUUGCUCGUGGUCAGAAGAUUCCAAUUUUCUCCGCCGCUGGUCUGCCCCAUAACGAGAUCGCCGCAAGUAUAGCCAGGCAAGCCAGUCUGGUCAAGAAGCCCACUAAAGAUGUCCAUGAUGGUCACGACGAGAACUUCUCUAUUGUAUUCGCUGCCAUGGGUGUCAAUAUGGAGACCGCCCGAUUCUUUACUCGCGAGUUCGAAGAGAACGGCAGUAUGGAGCGUACCACACUCUUCCUGAACUUAGCCAAUGACCCGACUAUCGAGCGGAUUAUUACUCCUCGUCUAGCCUUGACAACUGCUGAAUACUAUGCCUACCAACUCGAGAAGCACGUUCUCGUCAUUAUGACUGAUCUUUCGGCCUACUGUGAUGCUUUGCGUGAAGUCUCCGCUGCCCGUGAAGAAGUCCCUGGUCGUCGUGGUUAUCCUGGUUACAUGUAUACAGAUUUGUCGACUAUAUACGAGCGUGCUGGUCGUGUUGAGGGUCGUAAUGGUUCUAUUACUCAGAUUCCUAUCUUGACUAUGCCUAACGAUGAUGUAUCCAACCAGCUCUACGCGAAGUAUGCUAUUGGUCGUGAUGCUGCUGCCAUGAAGGCCGUCGUUGGUGAAGAAGCCCUUUCUGCUGAAGACAAGCUUUCUCUGGAGUUCCUCGACAAGUUCGAACGCAGCUUUAUUAGCCAGUCUGCCUACGAGGCCCGCACCAUUUUCGAGUCUCUGGACAUUGCCUGGAACCUACUCCGCAUUUACCCCAAGGAGCUCCUCAACCGUAUCCCCAAGCGUACUCUUGAUGAGUUCUACGCCCGUUCCGCUCGCAAGAUUGCUAGCAAGGAUACGCGCGAUAACUCAGGCGAGCGGCAAGAUACCUCGGCGCAGCAAAGUACUAACCUUAUCGAUGCGUAA
Molecule: messenger RNA, 1359 nt
Organism: Talaromyces atroroseus
Lineage: Eukaryota; Fungi; Ascomycota; Eurotiomycetes; Eurotiales; Trichocomaceae
Product: V-type proton ATPase subunit B
Exons: 8
Coding region: 1-1359 (452 amino acids)
Biological process (GO): ATP metabolic process; proton transmembrane transport
Molecular function (GO): ATP binding
Source: RefSeq, a predicted model, not a curated record